This is a messenger RNA of Syngnathoides biaculeatus (alligator pipefish), 2688 nucleotides long. RefSeq names its product neuronal acetylcholine receptor subunit alpha-2-like. The record is from RefSeq and is a predicted model, not a curated record. Gene Ontology annotation, molecular function: transmembrane signaling receptor activity; acetylcholine-gated monoatomic cation-selective channel activity. The transcript has 6 exons. Gene Ontology annotation, cellular component: synapse; postsynaptic membrane; neuron projection. Lineage: Eukaryota; Metazoa; Chordata; Actinopteri; Syngnathiformes; Syngnathidae. Bases 1 to 1938 code for a protein of 645 amino acids. Gene Ontology annotation, biological process: nervous system process; signal transduction; chemical synaptic transmission.
AUGGCGACGUCCUGCGGCUUGAGGAGCGCCAUGGGUGUAAACAAAUGUUUCGCUUUACUUUUGUUCACUCUCGGCACCCAAGUGCUUUGCUAUGCUGGACCUCGGGCUCACGCUGAGGAGAAGCUGCUCCAGGAUCUUUUUGUGCGUUACAACAAGCUCUCCAGACCGGUAGAAAACUCAUCAGACACAGUGCUGGUCCACUUUGGUCUUUCUAUCGCUCAGCUUAUAGAUGUGGAUGAGAAGAACCAGAUGAUGACCACGAACGUCUGGGUCAAGCAAGAAUGGAACGAUUACAAGCUGCGCUGGAACCCAGAGGAAUACGAGAAUGUUACCUCCAUCCGUAUUCCCUCAGAGAUUAUCUGGAGGCCCGACAUCGUCCUUUACAACAAUGCUGAUGGUGACUUUGCCGUAACGCACCUAACUAAGGCGCAUCUAUUCCACGAUGGACGAAUAAAGUGGAUGCCGCCGGCCAUCUACAAGUCUUCAUGCAGCAUUGACGUCACCUUUUUCCCCUUUGACCAACAAAGCUGCAAGAUGAAGUUUGGCUCGUGGACCUACGACCGAGCCAAGAUCGACCUUAUCAGCAUGGCCAGUGAUGUGGACCAGAUGGACUACUGGGAGAGCGGCGAGUGGGUUAUUAUGAAUGCAGUCGGCAAGUACAAUACCAAAAAGUACGAGUGCUGCACUGAGAUCUACGCCGACAUCACGUACUACUUCAUCAUCCGAAGGCUACCGUUGUUUUACACCAUUAAUCUUAUCAUCCCCUGUCUGCUUAUAUCCUGUUUAACUGUGCUAGUGUUUUAUUUACCGUCACAAUGUGGAGAGAAGAUCACCUUGUGUAUUUCCGUUUUAUUGUCCCUGACCGUAUUCCUGCUUUUGAUCACAGAGAUAAUACCGUCCACAUCACUGGUGAUUCCCCUCAUUGGCGAAUACCUGCUGUUUACCAUGGUUUUCGUGACACUUUCAAUCAUAAUCACCGUCUUUGUUCUAAACGUACACCACCGAUCGCCUCAAACCCAUGGAAUGCCUCAUUGGGUGCGCAGGGUGUUUUUAGACAUGGUGCCCCGGGUCCUCUUCAUGAAACGGCCCCCCGGUACGGCCAAACAACACUGCAAGAAGUUGAUUGAGAUGAUGCACCGACCAACCAUAAUAUCAGCCACGGGCAACUCACAGACAUUUUGGUUGGGUUUAGAGACAGGGCUGACACAAAUAGGACAGGUUGAGAAGUGCCUCCCAAAGACCCCAGCCGAAAGCCCAAAUAUCCGCGUCUGCUCGCCUUCUCCAUCCUCCUCACCUCUCAAGGAACUCAACCAGGAAGAUCCCCCAGUUAAAGCCACCAUUUUCUACAAAUCACCCACCAAACAAUAUUCAGGUCUCCAACGAGGGCACAACUCCUCAACUUUAUCUUCUUCUCAACUUUCCUUAACCCCAACUAUGCCCCUCGGACCCCUUUGCAACCUCUCCAAGGAUAGUGCAAAUCAACUGUCCUCAAAUGGCCGCUCGCUCAGCGUUGAACAAAUGUGUGACCUCCAGAGGGAGCUUCCGCCGAGAGCUGCUCAACGGUGUCACUCGGGCAGCUUUCGGUAUUGUUGCCUGCACAACGAAGGACCGGAGAAAUGGACCGGGACUGAAUACCAAACUAAACAAGACCCUGCCAACUGCCUCUCGGAAAACCUCAAAGCUGAUGCCACCAAAGCUCCAAGAGGCCAACAAGAGGCUGGAAUUCAUUGCAUUUCUCCAGCCACGCAACGAGCCAUUGAGGGAGUUCAAUACAUUGCUGAUCAUCUCAGGGCAGAGGAUGACGACUUCUCAGUGAAGGAGGACUGGAAGUACGUCGCCAUGGUCAUUGACAGGAUAUUCCUCUGGAUGUUUGUACUGGUGUGUAUCCUCGGAUCAAUAGGACUCUUUCUUCCUCCUUGGUUGGCUGGAAUGAUCUGAAAUCUGCUUGGCCAGGAAAACAGAAGAUGGUUAUCCGCCAUGUUUUUUUUUUUAUAUAUAUUUUUACCAAAGGAGCUUAAAUCGUUUUGUCCCAGAAUAACAUAAAUGUUAUGAACAAGGUGGGGCGUCUAGCAUGGAUUCCUGGGAGCACAUAAAUAGUUUAUGGGGCAGCAAAAACAUCCCUUUGUACUACCCAAUUUGCACAUUGAGGUUUGUAUAUCAAACUCCUGGUUCUGGAAGAAGAAUGUCACACUUGCACCUGAUGCAGACGUCCCCCAAUGUUGAACGAUCCUGGUUUUUAGAUCACAUUCAGAGUUGCCCAAUUCCUUCAAUCUGUCGUCAUCAUUAAGAUUCACUUGUUAUUUGCUGACAAAUCAAGCUAAAUGUUGAAAUCUCUCGCAAUUACUGGUGUGUACAAUAAUAGUUAAUAGGCAAGACCAGGCACAUUUAUUUGUGUAGCGCAUGUCAUACACAAGAGUUUGCAAACUUAAAAGCAUUUUAGAAAAAGAAGAGCGAAAAGACAUUUGAUAAGAAUGAAUUAUGUGAUGAAUUCCUUCCAAUUGUGUGGAAUUAAUUGCUAAAAAAAUCAAGUCUCGAAGCAAUUAAGGUCCUUUUGAGUGCAGUACUUGGCUUCACCCAGCAGAGGUACUGUUUUUCGGGUCUUAUUGUUAUGAAGAAGAACAUGACACGCAAGCAUCAUUCAGAUCAUUCAAAGUAUUUCAAAUUGGUAUUCAUUCAUCCAUUUUGCCA